AUGACAGCGCAACAGUCUUCCGCUGGAACCGCCACUCCCCCUGAUCCUUCCGCCAUUCCCUCAGAUCCUUCCGCCACUCCUCCUGAUCCUUCCGCCUCUUCCCCAGCGGCUUCCGCCACUCCCCCAGAUGCUUCCGCCACUCCGUCAGCGCCUUCCGCCACUCCCCCAGAUGCUUCCGCCACUCCGUCAGCGCCUUCCGCCACUCCCCCAGCACCUUCCGCGACUCCUCCAGAUCCUUCCGCCAUUCCCUCAGAUCCUUCCGCCACUCCCCCAGCGCCUUCCGCCAGUCCCCGAGCGCCGUCUGCUAGUCCUCCAGCGCCUGCUGCGCCGCCGUUGGCGGAGGCAGAGGGAGGAGGGCAGGGUCAGGAUGAGGGGCAGAGUCAGGGGCGAGGGGAGGCGGAGCGGGGCGGAGAGGAGGGGGGAGGAGGAAAAGAGACGCAAUCGGGUGGGGGUCAGGGGCAGGGGCAGAGCGGGGGAGGGGAGACGGCGGAGAGCUGGUACAAGAUAAAGCGCGUGGCGUUCCUGGGGCGGCAGCAGGUGCCCAUCGUCAUGCAAAACGACAACGGGCCCUGCCCCCUGCUUGGCAUUGCUCUUCACCCCCCUGCCCCUUCCUUGCAUUUCUGCUCACCCCCUUACAAACAGCCAUCACCCACCCUCCCUCCUUUUACAACAUUCCCCCUUGCACUCACCUCAUCCCUCCUCUGUUCAUUCCCCCUUCCAUCCGUCCCCCUCUUCCUUCUGCUGCUCCGCAACACCAUCUCCCUCCGCUCCAGCGCCACUGAGAUCUCUUUCGAGUCAACUCAGAGCACGUGUUUCUAUUCCAUAUUCCCCUCUCACUUCCUUCCGUCGCAGCCAAUGUGUGCUGCUCCGCAACGCCAUCUCCCUCCGCCCCAGCGCCACCGAGAUCUCCCAAUCAGACCUGCUGUCUCUGGUGGCACACCGACUGCUGGACAGCAACACAGGCAUGGAGGUAUGUGCGUGGAAGGGGGAGGUUUUUGGGGCCGUUCAGCAGAGUACAUAAGCAACAGGCAGCAGAACGUGGCAGACUGCAUGGCUCUGCUGCCGCGCCUCGCCACGGGGAUUGACGUCAACGUGCGCUUCACAGGCAUCCACGCGUUUGAGUUCACACCAGAGACGGCCAUCUUUGACCUGCUGGACAUCAGCCUCGUGCAUGGCUGGCUGGUGGACUCGCAGGACUCGGCCACAGCAGCAGCAGUGGGCUCCCUCUCCUACAACAGCAUCGUGGAGCGCCUAGUCGCCCUGCAGGCCUCCCACCCCGACCUUGCUGCUGCUCUGCUGGGCGGGGGAGGGGGAGGAGGGGGAGGGGGAGGGGGAAGCGGGGAAGGGGGAGUUGGGGGAGUAGCUUCCGAGCCUGUUCCUGCAUCCGAGCCUGCAUCGGUUUCCGAGCCUCGUACAUCCUCCGAGCCUCUUUCUGCCUCGGCUGCCCGAGCCUGUGCUGCUGCAGAAGAAACAAGCGGGGCGGAGUGUGAGAGGGAUACAGAGGGAGAAAGUGUAGAGAGAAGACAGAAGGGUGGUGAGGGGUUGGAGGGGGUAGAGAGUGGUGCAGAGUCGAGGCAGGGGGGUGAGGCUGCUUCUGCUCCAGAAAGGCCUGCUGAAGAGAAGGUUAGAAGCGACGAGGAGCAAUGUACCAACCACAUCUACCUGCUGGUGACGGAUCAGGGCCAUCUCAACCAACCCGGCGUCAUGUGGGAGAGGUGGGAUGAGACAACUCACUCCCUUCCUACCUUCAAUCCCCGCCUUCUCCCUGCCAUGACCCCCAGAGCACCAACCACAUCUAACCCGGCAUCGUGUGGGGGAGGCUGGGGCAGGUGGAGGGGGAAAAAUCACUCCCUUGCCUCCCUUGCCCCACUUCCUUCCGUGACCCGUCCCUCCCUCUCCCCACCCACAGCGUACCAACCACAUCUACCUGCCGGUCACCGAUCAGGUCUAUCUGAACCAGCCGGGCAUUGUGUGGGAGAGGCUGGGGCAGGUGGAGGGAGACAACUCACUCUCCCUUCCCCACCCUGCCACCCUUGUUACCCCCAGCGCACCAGCCACAUCUACCUGCUGGUGACGGAUCAGGUCUAUCUGAACCAGCCGGCCAUUGUGUGGGAGAGGCUGGGGCAGGUGGAGGGAGACAACUCACUCUCCCUUCCCCACCCUGCCACCCUUGUUACCCCCAGCGCACCAGCCACAUCUACCUGCUGGUGGAGGGCGACAACACGCUCUGUGAGGGGGAUUUUACUCCCUCAACUCUCGUCCUCACUUCGCUCCCUUCGCUCCCUUCUCUUCCGUCUCUCCCACCUCUCCUUGCCUCAGCGCACCAGCCACAUCUACCUGCUGGUGACGGAUCAGGGCUACCUCAACCAGCCGGGCGUGGUGUGGGAGAGGCUGGGGCAGGUGGAGGGAGACACCACGCUCUGUGAGGGGGACUUCACUCCCUUUGCUCCUCCGCCGUCUCUGGCCCUGGCUCAUGGGGGGGAGGGGGCUGCUGCACAGUGGACACACGAGGACGAUGCUGCAAUUGCCGCUGCUGCCGCUGCUGUGGAGGGAGACACCACACUCUGUGAGGGGGACUUCACUCCCUUUGCUCCUCCACCGUCGCUGGCCCUGAGUCAUGACGGCGCUGCUGCUGCACAGUGGACGCAUGAGGACGAUGCUGCCAUUGCCGCCGCUGCCGCUGCUGUGAGUGACACAUGCAUGCAGGCAUGCUAUAAAAGGGCAGGGAAGGAUUGGAGCUCGUGCAACCCAUGCAAGCCACCCAACGCCCUGACUGACACACUAGCCCAUGGGGGCAUGGAAGGGUUGGAGCUCGUGCCAGGCAUGGACGCAUACCAAUCGCCAACUGGCUCUGAUGUCACAGCAGCAGGAGGUGGAGGCAGCAGAGAGGCAGCAGGCAGGGGGGAGAGGAUGUGUGAAGAAUGCUCCUUGUCUCAUCCCCUUAUGCCCUCUUCCCCUUCUCCUGCUACUUCUCUUUCCGACCUUCAACUCGCCCUGAUGCUGCAGCAGCAGGAGGUGGAAGCAGCAGAGAGGCAGCAGGCAGGGGGGGAAGAUCAGGGGGAGUACAGCAGGUGCGCAGUGAAGGGGGAAGCGGGGGAGGGGCGUGGGGGCGGGAAGGAGCAGUGGGAGGGGCAGCAGGGCCUAUAG
Molecule: messenger RNA, 3147 nt
Organism: Closterium sp. NIES-65
Lineage: Eukaryota; Viridiplantae; Streptophyta; Zygnematophyceae; Desmidiales; Closteriaceae
Source: the annotation of a GenBank genome assembly